Symsagittifera roscoffensis is the source of this 979-nucleotide messenger RNA. RefSeq names its product transient receptor potential cation channel subfamily M member 2-like. The transcript is spliced from 4 exons. Gene Ontology annotation, molecular function: ligand-gated calcium channel activity. The record is from RefSeq and is a predicted model, not a curated record. Gene Ontology annotation, cellular component: plasma membrane. NCBI's taxonomy places the organism in Eukaryota, Metazoa, Xenacoelomorpha, Acoela, Convolutidae. Bases 167 to 979 code for a protein of 270 amino acids. Gene Ontology annotation, biological process: calcium ion transmembrane transport.
AACCGUUUUACCUGACAGUUCAUACAAAUUAUCAAAUAUGUCUUAUCGAGCUAAUCACUUCGCUAACCAAUUUGCGUGCGUUUUAUCUUCUGUCGAAUGUUUUCUUAGAACUCAGACAUAAAACUGAAUAAAAAACUUCUUUGUCGGCAAGAAUCACAGUAAAAAAAUGGAAAACACAGAAGUUCCGACAAAUGAAAAUAAUGAAAACAGUGAAAAACAGGAUAAAGUUUUUGGAGAUGAGCAAAACGAAGCCGGACCCGAGAUUUCAAGCUCCAGCCAGAACACAAAUGCAGUCCUGGGAACUGGAAUUGUGCGGUUCACAAACGGAGAGCAAAAUGAAGGAGGGCCGCCAUUCAUGCGAGUAAAUGCAAACGCAAAGGGAGAUGAGGAUAUCAGUGAUCUAGUCGAGCAGAUUCAAAACUCAGCUUGGAAUCUGUCAAAACCCUCCUUGAUUAUCUCAGUGACUGGAGGAGCGUCAGAUUUCAAAAUGAAGAAAAAAGACCACGAAAAACUCAGACAAGGUCUUCAAAGAGUACUGGACACAAAAGGAGCCUGGCUAAUCAGCGGUGGGACGAAUAAGGGCAUUAUGAAAAUAUGCGGUGAGGCUGUGAGAGAUAACGUUCUGAGCAAAUUGACGGCUUCUGAUAGCAGAAAUCAAACGGUGGCUAUUGGAAUAGCAACAUGGGGAGCAGUUUCAAAAGAAGAACUAAUCUUCACACAACCUUUGGAUCCUGAUAAGGCGUACGAUCCAGACGAACACAUGGAGACCAGUCUUGAUCCAAACCAUUCCCAUUUUAUUUUGGUUGACGACGGUUCUCGAGGAGAAUUUGGAAGAGAGCAAGAAGUGAGAGGUCUGGUGGAGAAAAAACUGUGUGACAACGGUGUCGGAGAUGAGCAAAUAUUGUCAAAAGAAGGAAAGUUUUUAAAGUUUCACAAUUACCUCGAAUAUACGAUUUCUAAGAAAAAGCUACUGAUUUAA